Molecule: messenger RNA, 648 nt
Organism: Camellia sinensis
Lineage: Eukaryota; Viridiplantae; Streptophyta; Magnoliopsida; Ericales; Theaceae
Source: RefSeq, a predicted model, not a curated record
AUGAUUGGACCUCCUGAUACUAGGAGAAGGGACAAGCGGUGUGAAUACCACAAGGAUCAUGGUCAUGACACCGACAGUUGUUAUGCACUGAAGGACCACCUGGAGAAACUAGUACAAGACGGUCGACUGGCGCAAUACAUCCGAAAGAAUAAUCCAUCGAACACGGUAGCACUACAACCAGAUUCACCUCCACUUAGUAUAAUUCACAUGAUAUACAGCCUGCCGUCGUCAGCCGAGAUACAAACAAUUCAAUUACAACCUAGCCUCCAUAGGCCGAUCACACCAGCAAAAUGGCCCCAUGAAACAGGGAGGAUCAAUUUCGACGACACCAACUUAGUUGGAGUAACUCUCCCACACGCCGAUCCCCUCGUCAUUGAGCUACGUGUCAACAGAUUCACCAUUGAACGUGCUCUCAUUGAUCAGGGAAGCACUUCAGAAAUAAUGUAUUACAAGACGUUCGUUAAACUCAGCUUCACGGACUCAGAUUUAUUGCUGGUCGAUUACCCAUUAUUCGGCUUCAACACUAACACUGAGUAUCCAUCGGACAAGAUCACAUUACUAGUUCGGGAAGGCACCAGAUCAAUAGAUGUAGAAUUUCUAGUCGUCAAACUUCCGUCACCAUACAAUCUCAUCAUGGGAAGAACUUAG